AUGAGUGAUAAUGAAAGCUACAUUUCUGCAGAAAAUAACAAGAGUGAUGAUGGGAAAAAAUCCAAUGUAAACCUUGAUAAUUUUUUAAAUUAUGAUAUAGAUUAUUAUAUGAAUGAAAAAAAUAAAUCAAAUUAUGUAGGAGUAGAUAUAUUACAACGUAUUGAUUAUUAUAAUAUAAAGAGUGCUAAUAAUGAGUAUAUAAUGAAUGGAAAUUUAAGUAAUAAUAAUAAUAAUAGUCAUUAUCAUCAUAAUAUAUUAUUAUAUAAUAGAAAAAAAGAACAAGUUGAUAUAUUUUAUAAAUUAAAAAAAGAAUUAUAUAAUAUAGCAUAUACAAAUGAAGAUAAUAAAAUAAAUAAUGUCGUAACAACUAAUAAUAAUAUAACGGUUCAAAAAAAUUCAAAGAAAACAUCAAGUUUUAAUACAAAAAUCCUUAAAAAAAAUUUUAAUUUAUUUCAUUCGAAAAAUAAAGAUAAAACUAAUAAUAAAAAAUCAUAUGAUUUGUUAAAUAAUGAUUUAUGUAUAACCUUAGGAAAUAAAAUAGAAGAUACUUAUAAAGAUAUUAAAAAUAGUGUUAAUUGGCUAGGAAACUUCUUUUCAAACAAUGAUAAUCAAGAAGAAAAAAAAUAUGUUAAUGUUUAUUAUGCGGAUUUAUAUUUUUUCAACGAUAUAACCUUAAUACGUUUUCUAGAUACAUACAAUUAUAACAUGUUGAAAACUUUGAAUAAAAUAAUUAAGUUUAUAGUUUGGAGACAAAUGCAUAUACAAGAUUUUAAUAAUAAAUGGGAUACCUUGAAAUUAUCUGAGCAAUUAACAAAAGAAAAUGAUAACAAUAAUAAUGAUAAUAAUGAUAACAAUAAUAAUGAUAAUAAUAAUGAUAAUAAUAACAAUGAUGAUGAUAAAGAUAAAGAUAAUAACUGUAAUAUUUUUCUUAACCCUUCUAAUAUUAAAGAUACUCUUAUAAAGUCAAACAUCUUCAGAUGUGGAUACGAUAUGUAUUCCAGACCCAUACUAUAUGUUAAGAUACAAGAAAAGCUAGACAUGAGUGAAGACGAUCUUUUUCUCAUGUUAGUUUAUCACGUGGAUAUGUGUAUUAAUAGUGUAGACUACAAAAAAUGUUAUCCAGAUGCAUUUACAUCGGAGAAGGACAACAUCAAUAAUGAUAAUGAUAAUAAUGAUAAUAACAACAAUAAUAAUAACAACAAUAAUAAUAACAACAAUAAUGACAAAAACAAUAAUGACAAAAACAAUAAUGAAGACGCAGAUAAAAGCAAAAGUAAUUAUAACAGCAGCAGUGAUAGCAACAAUAAGAAUUAUUGUUAUAAACCUAAUACAGAAAAUAUUAAAAUAGAUGAAACGACCUUACAACUUGUUAUUGUUGUGGAUUGCCUUAAGUUUGAAUUAAAUAAUAUGAUUAGCGUGGAAUGUAUAAAAAAAAUGAUAAAUGUAUUUAACGAGUUUUAUACGGAUGUUUUAUUCAGAAUAUAUGUUAUUAAUGUACCAUCCUUUUUUAAGAAGGUUUGGUGUCUUUUCAAUAUGUUUAUUGAUAAUCAUACAUUAAAUAAAAUUAUUUUUAUUAAUAAAAAAAACAUUAAUUUAAUGUAUGAACAUAUUCCUAUUCAUAUUAUGGAACACUUAGAUAAAAAUGCAACAAAAUCAGAGCAACAAAAAUCAGUCUUUUUUCCUUCUAGUUCUUUAUAUUACAAGUAUGAUGAAAUGUAUUAUAAAAAGCUUAUGCAUUAUGUCAAUAUUUGGGUAGACAAAAUGAUAAAGACUAAUCACUAG
Messenger RNA from Plasmodium falciparum 3D7, 1782 nucleotides. Its product is annotated as putative CRAL/TRIO domain-containing protein. Gene Ontology annotation, biological process: intermembrane lipid transfer. The record is from RefSeq and is a predicted model, not a curated record. NCBI's taxonomy places the organism in Eukaryota, Apicomplexa, Aconoidasida, Haemosporida, Plasmodiidae.